Penicillium oxalicum is the source of this 1233-nucleotide messenger RNA. RefSeq names its product cyclic nucleotide-binding domain-containing protein. Bases 1 to 1233 code for a protein of 410 amino acids. Gene Ontology annotation, molecular function: cAMP-dependent protein kinase regulator activity. Gene Ontology annotation, cellular component: cAMP-dependent protein kinase complex; nucleus. Gene Ontology annotation, biological process: regulation of protein phosphorylation. The transcript has a single exon. NCBI's taxonomy places the organism in Eukaryota, Fungi, Ascomycota, Eurotiomycetes, Eurotiales, Aspergillaceae. The record is from RefSeq and is a predicted model, not a curated record.
AUGUCACAAAAUUCCUUCCCGGGGACAAACCCCUUCCUCAACACCAGCGUCAAGGAGAAGCCCUCCGCAGUCGACCAAAUCGCAGAGGAAGAUGAAUUUGAAGUGACGUCACCAACUGACCUGACUUUCAAAAAUGCCGCUGGGCCUUCACCGUUUGGAGGCAGCGCGUUCGCAGGGGGCGCGUCGGGAUCAGGCGGCAGCAACGAAGCCUCCCUGUUCGGACGAGGUCCCUUUGAUACCGCCCCCGGUGACGGCACAGAUCGGCUGAACGAGGAGCAGCCUGCCGCACUCCCAACGGGCACAGUGCAGCAGGGGUUCCCCAACAACUACGCAUUGGGACGACGAACCUCCGUCUCCGCCGAGUCGUUGAAUCCUACAUCGGCGGGAUCUGACAGCUGGAGUCCUCCCCAGCAUCCCAAAUCUGAGGAGCAGUUGGCCCGUCUCAAGACGGCGGUCAGCAGCAACUUUCUUUUCUCUCAUUUAGACGAUGAUCAAUUCAAGACGGUUCUCGAUGCGCUCGUGGAAAAGCCCAUUCCCGCCAAGGGUAUCAAGGUGAUCUCCCAGGGAGAUGCCGGUGACUAUUUCUACAUUGUCGAGGAUGGACAUUUCGAUAUAUACAUUCACCCGGCCGGCUCGGUCCAGCCCGGCACCGAUGGAAUGGGCAACAAGGUUGCCUCAACCGGGCCCGGUGGAUCGUUUGGUGAAUUGGCUCUGAUGUACAAUGCUCCCCGUGCCGCCACGGUCGUUUCCACCGACGCCAAAAGCACCCUGUGGGCAUUGGACCGGAUCACCUUCCGACGCAUUCUCAUGGAUUCGGCCUUCCAGCGGCGCCGCAUGUACGAGGCCUUCCUGGAAGAGGUGCCUCUCCUAUCCUCGCUCAAACCCUACGAGCGUUCCAAGAUCGCCGACGCUUUGGAGCCGAUCAAAUUCCCCGCCGGAUCCACCAUCAUCAAUGAGGGCGACCCCGGUGACGCCUUCUAUCUUCUCGAAUCAGGUGAGGCGGAGGCCGUGAAGAAUGACGUCUCCGUCAAGCAAUACAACCGAGGAGACUACUUUGGCGAGUUGGCCCUGCUCGACGAUAAGCCCCGCGCGGCCAAUGUGGUGACUAAGACCGAGGUCAAGGUUGCCCGUUUGGGUCGGGAUGGAUUCAAGCGGCUCUUGGGUCCGGUGGAGGAUAUCAUGCGCCGGGCUGAUUAUAAGGUGGAGGAUGUCAAAUCCCCCGUGUCUAAAUAA